AUGCACUACACAGAGACCCAUCCGGCCUCGAGGUCGCCCCCCAGGCCGGACUGGGAAAUCGGGCCCUAUGCAGCCUCGGAGGAGUCAGAGACUAGCCCGGAAUGUCGUAGUGUUAGCUUCAGCUUCCCAAGCCCAGCUGCCGACGUGGGCAGUGUUCAGGCUCUGUUUACCUAUCUGCCAGGUACUAGCCUCGAUCCUUCAUUGGCCACUCUGUUGCUUCAUGGUAUGCUAUCAGUCGGCGAGGAUCUGGGCUGUUACGGCAUUUGUGGCAGCCUACCAAGACCAAUUUCGUCUCGCCCCCUCGCCAAUAACCAUUCUAACAACUAUCAACCACUUUCAGAACUGGAAGCUAUUGUGGCCUCGGUAGCCGAAUUGCUGUCUCCAGCCCUGCUAUGUUGCAUUCUUUCCGUUGCUCUUGAGCUGAGACCUCACGUUCUCCCCGUAUCACACCAACAGAAGGCUGCAUUUGACAAGGAAUAUCUGCGAGAAAGCACCCUGGCCCGGAUUUCAACGCUUUCCUGUCACUAUGAACCGAAUCUCCCCGACGCAUUCUCACUGCUCUUAUUUAGCACUACGUGGUGCUUCACACCGCCCCUUAUCAAGGCUUCGGCACGCUGGAACCACCUUGCAAGUAAAAUUGUUGUGGAUGCGAUGAAUUACCGCGUUUCGUCUCCGUAUAGCCUCGACAGGCACCGAGAGCGCAUGUAA
Molecule: messenger RNA, 708 nt
Organism: Penicillium cataractarum
Lineage: Eukaryota; Fungi; Ascomycota; Eurotiomycetes; Eurotiales; Aspergillaceae
Exons: 1
Coding region: 1-708 (235 amino acids)
Source: RefSeq, a predicted model, not a curated record